Messenger RNA from Prosopis cineraria, 550 nucleotides. RefSeq lists its product as uncharacterized. The transcript has 5 exons. The record is from RefSeq and is a predicted model, not a curated record. NCBI's taxonomy places the organism in Eukaryota, Viridiplantae, Streptophyta, Magnoliopsida, Fabales, Fabaceae. The coding region runs from base 65 to 529 and encodes 154 amino acids.
GGUAGAUUUGAUUAGGGAUUCAAAUUAACGUCUUUCAGACCGAUCUUUUUGUUCAAGUCACUUAAUGAAUCCUUUGAUUCUACUUGUUUUCUCUCUCCAGCUUCUCUCCCUCCUUCAUUCCAAGUCUCAAGGGAUUCGCUUGGAGGAAGGGGUUUCAACGGAAACGCAAAAUAAACAUCGAGCACAGGAUUUAUGGGGAAAAACCAAUAAUGGAGACUGUGAUGAUGAGGAAGCUAAUCUCUGCAAGGAAGUACGGAACUAUAAUAGUACACCAGGAAAAAAGGCAAAGAAUAAGAAAUUACUUGUUUCUACAUCCAUUAUUUCCAGCACCGAUACCAUAAGGAAGAAAGCGAAUGUGAUUGAGCAUGGUGAAAAUAUAAAAGAAGAUAUGGAAGGAGAGGACACAAAAGUGAAUUGGGUGGCCACUAAUUCUUCAAAACACCAAGAAAAGGUCAACAAUGAAGAACUUGUAGACAUAACUGAGAUGGACUAUACUGCAGUGAAAAAAAAGCCACCAAUACACAACUAGACUCUAGCUAUGAGCAAUAGA